This is a messenger RNA of Tarenaya hassleriana, 468 nucleotides long. RefSeq names its product DNA-directed RNA polymerases I, II, and III subunit RPABC5. Gene Ontology annotation, cellular component: RNA polymerase III complex; RNA polymerase I complex; RNA polymerase II, core complex. The transcript is spliced from 4 exons. The record is from RefSeq and is a predicted model, not a curated record. NCBI's taxonomy places the organism in Eukaryota, Viridiplantae, Streptophyta, Magnoliopsida, Brassicales, Cleomaceae. Gene Ontology annotation, molecular function: DNA-directed RNA polymerase activity; DNA binding; zinc ion binding. Gene Ontology annotation, biological process: transcription by RNA polymerase I; transcription by RNA polymerase II; tRNA transcription by RNA polymerase III. Bases 84 to 299 code for a protein of 71 amino acids.
AAAAAUCUCUCGAGUCGAAAUUAGCGCGAUAACGGAACCCUAGAGAGAGGACGGGACAGGACACACGUCUAAGUUCAUCGAAGAUGAUAAUCCCAGUUCGUUGCUUUACUUGUGGAAAGGUGAUUGGCAACAAAUGGGACACAUACCUUGACCUUCUACAGGCUGACUACUCUGAAGGAGAUGCCCUUGAUGCCCUCGGGUUAGUCCGCUACUGCUGCAGGCGGAUGCUUAUGACUCACGUCGAUCUCAUCGAGAAGCUUCUGAACUACAACACCCUCGAGAAAUCCGACAACAGCUGAAGGAAAACCAAGCCAUGUCUGAAUCACAAACACUUAUGAAAGUUGUUUCUCUCUUUGAAGUUCUCUGAGUGUUUGGCUUUUUUGCUUUGACAGCAUUGACUGGGGAGAGGAUUAGUUCGAAUCAUGUAACUGUCUCAUAAAUGCACUUCAUAUGCUAAUUUCUGAUAUA